Molecule: messenger RNA, 1043 nt
Organism: Triticum dicoccoides
Lineage: Eukaryota; Viridiplantae; Streptophyta; Magnoliopsida; Poales; Poaceae
Exons: 5
Coding region: 160-747 (195 amino acids)
Source: RefSeq, a predicted model, not a curated record
ACCUUGUCCUGUUAUGUGGUUUGGUGCAGACUGAUAAAUAGGAUUUUAAGUUGAGGAGAACUCUGCAGACGAGAGAAACGCAAGGUUGCUGCCACAAGUUCGAAAUUCCUAAAAGGGUAGCUUCAACAUCGAAGAAACCAGGUGACUCCUUUCAAUUUCAUGGCGAUCCUCAUAUCUUGUGUUACUUCCAAAGCCUUGGCGCUACACACAUCAGAGGAUUUUCGGCAACAGCGGAGCACUGGUAUAUCUGUAUCAUCUGUUCGCCGGCCAAUCCAUAUCGGCUUAACCACGAAGCCUCGGGGUAUCAGCCUGCCGAUAAGAAGAGCAACACAAAUCCCAGCGGUCGGUGGAGACCCCGGAGAACUGCAGGUGCUAGGAGCCAAUCUCCCAACACCCGACUUUUCUUCAUGGGUCACGUGGCUUGUUGGUGCCUUCUUCCUUGCAGCGCCUGCUUACUGGCGAUUCAGAGCACUGGAAGAUAAGGCGGAGCAAACAGCAGAGGCGACAAUCGAGAUGGUCGAGAAGGUGGCGGAGGCGGCGGAGAGAAUCGCCGACGACGUCUCUGAAGCGUUUCCCGGUAAUGAAAGACUCAAGAAGGCAGCAUCCAGUGUCAAAGCCGUGGCAGAUGAGAUCGAAAAGGAUGUGGACAAAGCCGAGGCACUACUCCAUAAGAUAGAUGCGAUAGAGGAAGAGGUGGAUUCCGUAGUGGAGUCUUUUACGAAGAAAGGGUCAGGAAAGAAUAAGUAGCAGGUGUAUAUGGAGAGUAGCAAUUCGGUGCCCAGGCUCAUCAGCACCUUCGAUGAUUUUUUUAAAACAAAUACUAGAAAAAAGUUAAUAAAUUCCAAUUUUCUUUGCAUGGUAGAUAAUUUGGUGUGUGAGGUGCGUUCCAAAUUUCUGAUCAUUUGGACAUCUAAGUAGCUCUCGGCAAAAAAGAAAAAUUUGGGGUCUUUAAAAAAGUUUACUAUUCAUGUAUUGUUGUGGCCCAAUUUGUCUUUUUUAUGGUUGGUUGACGGUCAUUCAUAUUGUUGUAUGUUGGAAAUAUG